AUGCUCUACAAAAUGGCGUCCAACAAACUAGCAAUCUCCAGUAUCUCCAUCAGCCAAUACCCAGGCCAUCUAUUAGACCAUCGGAUCCGUGCCGCCGCAGCAGGCGGCUUCGCCGGCAUCGAAAUCGUCUACAACGACCUAGCAACCUACGGCCAAGCCCAAAACAUCCCAAUCCAAACCGCAGCCCAAAAGAUCCGCAGCCUCUGCCAAACACUGGACUUCAAAGUCCUCUCCCUAGCCCCCUUUGAAAACUAUGAAGGCGCAUCAAGCCCCCUAUCCCAAAGACUCGCCCUAGCGCAGCACUGGAUGGACAUCGCCCGCAUCCUGGAAGCACCCUACCUCCAAGUCCCCUCGAUCUUCGCUAGCGACUGCAGCCGCGACGAAACCAUCAUCGUCAGCGACCUCCAGCGUCUCGCGGACCUCGGCGCCUCAGCCAAACCAACCAUCUCAAUCGCCUACGAAGCCCUAUCCUGGGGCGUGAACUGCUCGACAUGGGAAUCCGCGCUAGAUCUAGUGAAUCGUGUCGACCGGCCGAAUUUCGGACUCUGCAUGGACACGUUCCACGAAGGGACGCGGAUCUGGGGCGACAAUGCCUCGCCGAACGGUAAGCAGAUGGACGCGGAUUUACGGCUGCGGGAGUCUCUUGCGCGGUUUGUGCGCGAUUGUCCUGUCGAGAAGAUCUUCUAUGUGCAGCUUUCUGAUGCGGAGCGGUUCGAUCCGCCUUAUUCGGCUGAACAUCCGUGGGCGGUGGUCGGGGAGGCGAAGGAGUUUACGUGGUCGCGACAUGCGCGACCUUUUCCGCUUGAGCGGGAGUUGGGUGGGUAUUUGCCUGUUGCGCAGAUUGCUCGGGCGUGGAUUGUUGAGAAGGGGUUUAGGGGGUGGGUUUCUAUGGAGGUUUUUGAUCGGGCGAUGAGGGAUGGGAGUGUUACUCCUGAGGCUGCGGCGAGGAGGGGCGUUGAGUCUUGGAAGAAGCUUCAGGUUGAGAUGGGGGAUCGGUCGAGGUUGUAG
Messenger RNA from Penicillium soppii, 1008 nucleotides. RefSeq names its product sugar phosphate isomerase/epimerase family protein. The transcript has a single exon. The coding region runs from base 1 to 1008 and encodes 335 amino acids. The record is from RefSeq and is a predicted model, not a curated record. NCBI's taxonomy places the organism in Eukaryota, Fungi, Ascomycota, Eurotiomycetes, Eurotiales, Aspergillaceae.